AUGCGCCGCCCGCGCGAGCCGCGGCCCUGGCCACGGGAGCGCCGCCACGGGACGCAAAGCUCAUCACGCCCGGCGUGGUGCGCGCUGAUCGGUUUCGCCGUGGUGUGCGCGCUCGCGGUGAACGCGCGGCACAUGCUGCAACUACAUAGUGCGGCGGCGGCGGAGCGCGAGGGCGGCCUCCUCGAGACGUGGCGCGCCGAGGCGCGCGACGCCUGGACCGGCGACGCGCCCUGGCCGCGCGUCGUCCACAGCCCGCGGCCGACGCCGGCGCCGUCGACGAUGCGCGUGGAAACGCCUAAGAUUGACGCGGAGGAGCGCGCAGCGGCCGAGGCCGAGCGGCGGAGACACCAGAUGGAGGCCGAGCGCGCGGCGGAGGAGCGGCGCGCACAAAAAGAAAAGGUGGAUGAGGAGCGCGCCGCGGCCGAACGCGCGGAGGCGGCGCGGCUGGCGGCCGAACGCGCGAGGAAGCUAGCAACGCCCGCGCCGUCGCCGCGGCCAUCACCGCGGCCCGCGACGCCCGCGCCGACGCCGGACCGCUACGAGCCGCGGGACCGCACGACGCCCGCGCCGGUCGCUACGCCAAAAGAAGAGCCGCGGGACCGGACGACGCCCGCGCCGACGCCGGACCGCUACGAGCCGCGGGACCGCGCGACGCCCGCGCCGGUCGCGACGCCGAAGAAGGCGUCGCGCGCCGUCGUCGCCGUCGACACGAAGUACCGCGUCAACUCGACGCGCCGCGCGGCGCACGCCGAGGCCAACGCGCUCGCGACCGGUAAAGCAGUGCCCUGCCGCGCGCGACGAUCGCAGAACAACACGUGGCUCGGCGUAAGGGUCUUGGUGACCGGCCUGUCGCGGAGCGGCAGCACGUGGCAGUACAACGCCGUCAAGAGCAUGCUCGAGCAGUACGUUCAAAGAAGGCGCCUCUCUGCUGAAGAGUACGCCGUCCACGGCGCGCACGCGGACGGCGACGCCGCGGCGUUCGACGCUUGUCUGAGUUCCCGCAUCUGCGUGCUGAAGACGCACAUCUUCGUGCCUCGCUUGGUAAAUCAGGUCGAUGUGAUCCUGACGUCCCACCGCGACGUGCGGGAUGUGGUAUUGUCGUCGAUGCUUAUGUUCGGGGCCUGCUUCGCGCCGACCGGGUCCACGCGGACCCAAAGAUCUCAUGGUGUUGCUUUGAGAUUUCAGCAGUACGCGCACUGGGCGCCCUACGUCUGCUACGAUGCUGUGUAUGAGCGCAUGAAGUUGAAUUAUACGAGCGAGGUCCAGCGACUUAGUAGAGCCGUUCUGGGAAACGAGAACGCCGUCGACGCUUCAGCAGUGGUCCAACACGUCGACGAGCUCGCGAAUCGGAAGCCGACGUCGUGUCAGAGAGGGGCCAACUCGCCGAAGCGAGGAAGGCACCAGCCGCGCAAGUGCUGGGACUCGACCACCGGCUUUGGGGCCGGCCACGUCCACGCGGCCACCUCAAAACCGAAGGCCUACUCGAAACGAAUUGUCUUAGAUGAGGUUCAAAGAAGGGUGCCGCACUGCGACGUCUAUUUGGCUCUUAGGAGGGUCACGGAGGGAUUUGGUGGGUGGCUCUCGGCUCAUGGGUACGAUGACGGCGACGAUCGACUCAAGGAGGACACGGACGCCGCCUUGUUGCUGAGGGGGGCCUUCGCCGAGGAGGUCAACACUACUAACGCGGAACCUACGCCGGCACCGACACCAAAGCAAGAGGACGAGGGCGAGCCCGACGACGACGGCAAUCAAAGAAGGCGCCUGCUCUUCUCUCCAGUUAGAAAGCACUGGGGCAAUAAUUUUGUGGACUCGCUGCCCGAGCGGGCCCAGGUCAUGGACGGUAGGGAUUUCCGAAGGCCCACGCACGGCACGCCCGUGGCCUGGCCGCGCUUCGUGCACGUGACGAACCCCUUCUUCCGCAGUAAGCCGCACGCGCACACGACCAUCGGUGGCGAGGCGAUCAACGAGGACGAGGUCGCUCAUGAGGCUCUAAGUAGCGCUUGGAGGGUCGCAACAAGAUCAGGUAUUGAUGUGGAGCUCGUAGCGGCAGCAAGGCACGACGACCGAGACGCGCAACGCAUCUUGACGCGCUUCCCCGUGCGGCGGGCGUGCGAGCUGGGGAACGGCGUGAUUACGGCGAACGGGAUGAGAUUACCACUGGUGUCGGACCUGCUUGAGUGCGCUGCGCAUAACCACGAGGCGGACUACGUCGUUUUGACCAAUCCUGAUAUCCUAAUACAUCCGCACUUCUACGUUCACCUCCAACAGCUCGUGUUAGAUGAAAGGAGGCCGUUGCGCACGGCCUGGUCUAUUACUAGAAGACAGAUCGCGCCGCGCGCGUUUGAGACGCUGGAUGACGUGUUUCGGAGCGUGGGCGAGCCGCACCUGGGCCACGAUACGCUCGUAUUCCCGAGGUCCUGGCUGAGUCGCCUCCAGGCGCCGACGGCACUAACGCCGGGCUUCUCGCCCUGGGGCGGCGCCUUCAUGGCGUCGCUGGCGCAUGUCGGACGGGCCGUCGUGUUAGGUGGCAAGCGCUGGACUUUUCAUUUAGCUGGCGACGGCGUGCCGCCGGACGCGUCCAAGGCCGAGGCUCGCAAAUUGCAGAAGGACGCGCUGCUCCAAAAGCGGACCGAGGUCUGCGAGAACCACGCCGGCACCUUCUUCACAACAUUGGAAUCCGCCGCCUUCCUGACGGCUACUUUACAGGAAGAUGUGGUCUCGAGAUGUUGUUGUGGUGUCGACGCGGCCGCGGCGCCGCACGGCACGAUUCGACUCCCGGCACCGGCGUCGGCCUACGCCCUCAACUUCUUCUCGGGGCCGAACAAGCCGCGGCUCAAGGCCCUGGGCAUGCACUCCUACCAGUACCUCUGGGACCGGUUGGGUGCUGAUGUGGACUUGUCGCGAUGUGCGGCCCUGCCGGGUAUCCAACUAUUGCCUUCAAGUGUAAUCCAGGAGGAGGUCAACAAGUGGUGUUCGACGCAGACGUGCCCCCAGCGCCGGAAUAAUUCGGAUUGCGCGCGGGCGCGGGCGCGGCCGGAGUUCGAAGCUGAACUCAUAGACGACGCGACGGUGGCCGGCGCCGCCCUGACGAUUUUCGUGGCCUACGAGAAGCUCCCGACGCCCUACGAGGGCGGCCACGUGCGCAUCCGCCAGAUCUUGUCGUGGUCGUGCCGCGCGGGCCACCGUGUGAUUUUGGCCCAUCGCGACGCCAAAGCACCAAAAGAGUUCUCGUCGAAGUGGGAGGCCCUGCCCGCCAAGAUGGUGCGCGACCUGGACAUCGCCGGCUGCGAAGAUUCGAACCUCGCGGUCUUCGCUGUGUCCUCCGAUUUGAAGGCUGUGACGGCACCGCGCCUAGCGAAGCAACGGGUGGACGUGGUCAUCGGGACGACGUGGUUUUAUAGGAGGGACGCGGCGCCCAUACCGUUGCUAUUACUGCCUGUCGUCCGCGAAUUGGGCCUGUUAAGAAGAAGGAAGAUCCGAUUAGCGCUAGUUUCCGACGACGUGCAGUACGCUAGGGCAAAGUCCGUAGCCGCGGCGCGCGGCGACGCGCCGAACUACUGGAAGAACGUGCGCGAGGCGGAGCGCGUGUUGUACGGACAUCCUGAUGUGGAGGUCGUCCUCUCGAUCAGCGACGACGACUCGAGGGCCUUCGAGGAGGUGCGCGCGUCGCCCCCAUCGGAGGUGUCGGCGGACUUCGUUGGUCAUGAAUUACUAAAGAAGGAGACCAUCAGUGCGGCUAAGCCGCCGAUCCGCGUCCUGCCCUUUCGGGCGCGCAUCGACCCGCAGACGGCCCGCAAAGGCUGGGACGCGCACGCCCAGACCUGGGCGGCCCGGAAAGACCUGGUAUUUGUUGGUGGAGGUACGUACUCGAACCGGAAAGUGGUCCGGUGGCUGCUCCGCGAGGCGCUGCCGGCCAUAUCUUCGCUUUCCGAUGUGGAUGGCGGGUGCGACGAGCUGCGCAACGCCAACCUGAUGCUGGCGGGGACCGUCGUCUGGGCGGAAGAGGCUCGAGCCGCGUGCAAGGACGCUCGCAGUAAAAACGAUGCCGAGCAAAUUCAGCGCGUGUGCUCGGCCGAAAACGUCGGGCGAGGCCGGCCGCCCCACACGUCCGCGCGGGUCUGGGCGCCCGGCCGCCUGGACAAUGUUGGGAAUGUCCUCAGGCGCUCGCGAGUCUUUGCGGCGCCGGCCGACGUGCCCUCGGGAAUUUCCACAAAAGUCUGGCUCGCGCUCGAGCACGGCCUGCCCAUCGCGACGACCAUUGAUGGCAGUCGCGGUUUGCCUACCGCCGCGCGGGAAGCUGCUUUACAGGGCAGGUCGCCCUUCCUCGGUCCCGUGUCUCUCGAGAGCUCGGCGACUCAUUUCGCCAAGGCCGUCUCGACUACAUACUGCAACGCGAGCCGCUGGCGCCAUGACGCCCUGGCGGCCCUCCAGCUGGCCAAGGACCUCGAGUCGCGCGCGCCGUGGACGGGGCCGGACGGCCCGCUCGCGGACCUCACGUCGGGGCCCGCAUCGAUGGCCUGCGCGGCGCCGUCCGCACCGAUAAACCUCGAGAAGGAGCGCGCCGUCGCCUCGGACCUGAUCGGUGCUGUCCAGGGCCGGUUUAAUACGAUGCUCGCGUCCGCGGGCGGCGACUGCCGGAGUUUGAUGGCGACCUAUGACUAA
Messenger RNA from Pelagomonas calceolata, 4662 nucleotides. The record is from the annotation of a GenBank genome assembly. NCBI's taxonomy places the organism in Eukaryota, Pelagophyceae, Pelagomonadales, Pelagomonadaceae.